Molecule: messenger RNA, 582 nt
Organism: Erigeron canadensis
Lineage: Eukaryota; Viridiplantae; Streptophyta; Magnoliopsida; Asterales; Asteraceae
Product: 60S ribosomal protein L37a
Exons: 5
Coding region: 153-431 (92 amino acids)
Biological process (GO): translation
Cellular component (GO): ribosome
Molecular function (GO): structural constituent of ribosome
Source: RefSeq, a predicted model, not a curated record
UGAAAAGAGCAAAAUUUGAUUGCGUAUAUAAAUAAAGAAAACGAUUUAGGGUUUCAACCGUCGCUCGUUGUCUAAGCCGCCGCCGCAGCUGCUGAGGAACUCCGUUUCAUCUGUAGAUUGCUCACUCGCGUUUCUCCUAAACAUCUUGCAUAAUGACCAAGAGAACAAAGAAGGCCGGUAUCGUUGGAAAGUACGGUACCCGUUAUGGUGCUAGUCUGCGAAAGCAGAUCAAGAAAAUGGAAGUCAGCCAGCACUCCAAGUAUUUCUGUGAAUUCUGUGGCAAGUAUGCGGUGAAGAGAAAGGCUGUUGGUAUCUGGGGUUGCAAGGAUUGUGGCAAAGUCAAAGCAGGCGGUGCAUAUACUUUGAACACUGCAAGUGCUGUGACGGUGAGGAGCACAAUUCGGCGGUUGAGGGAACAGACCGAGAGUUAAGUGGUGCAUUUGUUGUUUGCUUUAAUCUGAAGUUUUUAGAAACUCUACAUACUAUCAUGUUGUCAAGGUUUCGUAUUUACCCUUUUAGACCUUUUUGGAUCAUUUCAAAAUAUUCACCUGUUGAAUCAAUGAAGAGAGUUGUGUUAAAUCA